ACACCGUCAUGUUCACGUUUUGUUUUCAAUUGUCAUUCAAAGGUUAUGUUUACAUUUUUAGUAGGUACUUAAAUUUCAGUCAACUUUAUUCAAAAAUUAGGUGGUAAUAAUCUUUUAAAAUGAUUUCAAACGAAGAAAUUCUUUAUAUGUGUAACUACGAUGAUCAAAUAAGUGAUGCAGCCCCUGAUACUGUCAAAAAACUAUGGUCAGGUAUGUGGACACUAGAAAACACUGAUUUGUGUAAGGAAUUUCUGUCCAGUGGGCUCGAAAUAGAUGUUUUAGAAAGUCACUUGAAAAGAUAUCAUGAUGAUAAUAAAAUGAAAAGGGCGUUACAUACAGCCAUAUGUUCUAUUCUAACAUUCUGUGAAAUAAAUUGGAAUCCUCACCCUGAAGAGCUGGAUUUAAAUAAAUAUUUGGGUGUUAAUUGGCCUCAAGAUGUGGAUGUAUCGUUAAAGUUGCAGCGUGACUCAGAACCUUUAUACACAAACAUUUUAUAUCCGGAGUUACUGUACUUUUCUUCACAAAUUUUCUCUGCACUGUGUGCUGUGGAGCAAAACCUAGUUAACCUUUGGUGGUGUUUCCGCAGCAAAGUUAUCCAUCAGAGGACCCUCGAAGACACAAGUGCAACUCUUUACAAUGAGCUGGAACUAAUAAUUGCCAAACUAUUCAAUGUUUCACAAAUACUGGACAAGCCUCGGUUAAAGAUACUGUUAUAUUUGGAGAUAGCACAGGCCUACUUAAUGUAUGGCAGAGUACAAAAAGUUGAAGAGUACUUGUUGAAAGCAAGAGAAAUAGCGGGAUUGAAACUGGAGUUGACAGGUGUGUUAGGAAAGCGUACAAAGUUCCAGCAGGAAGCACUAGCUCAGUUAGCCUUGUCCAGUGAGCUAGACUCUAGCAUGGAGCGUCCGUCUGCUGAGCAAAGUCACGGCGACGCGGACUUGCCCGCGGAGGUGGAGUUGCAGGACGACGUGCGACUCAACAAGAUAGCCUUCAGCGAGAAUAUAGUGCAAGCUGAACUGCCUAGCUUGGAACAGACACUGUGCUUACUCACUGUCCAAUACAUCCAAAAGUCCCAGCCCAAAGACGAUCUUCGCGACGAGGAGAUAAAGCCGUACAUAGAGGCGAUAUUAUUUCAGAAGAGCGGACCGUGGUCGACCCGCGUGGCCGCUCUGCUCAUUCGCUGUAAAAUAGAGGCGAAUCAUAAGCGCACGGUGGAGCGAGCGAUGCUGCAAGCUGAAGCCAUCGUUAAUGACAAGUCAGGAGUUGCUGCUACUAGCCGGUUAUCAUAUCUCUGGGCAGCUGGCCUGCCCACCGCGUGGGGCUGGCGCCAGCAGUUGGCCGACCUGUACCUGAGCCUCGGCCUCGUGAAGGCAGCGUUGGAGGAAUACCAGAAGCUGCAACUGUGGGAAGACGUUAUUGUGUGCUAUACUAUGUUGCAGUUGAGACACAAGGCCGCGGAAGUAAUCCAACAACAAAUAGACAUCAAACCAACAGUCAAAUUGUAUUGUCUUCUAGGCGAUGCUACUGAUGACGUCACCUGCUACUCCAAAGCGUGGGAGUUUUCCAACCACAGGAGCAGCCGCGCGCAACGCCACUGGGGCAACUUUCUGUUCGAUCACAAGAAGUAUGAGGAGUGCAUCCCGCACUACGAACUGUCUGUGGAGAUUAACUCCAUACAGGAGAGAGUGUGGCUCAGAUUAGGAUAUGCAGCUCUGAUGACUGAAAACUGGGAACUGUCAGCUAAGGCCUACCGCAGGUACACAUACUUGCAACCAAACACGUUUGAGGCGUGGAACAACUUGGCGAAGGUGUACGUGAAGCAGGGAGACAAGAACAGAGCUUACCGCGCGUUGAUGGAAGCGCUCCGAUUUAACUAUGAUAACUGGAAGCUAUGGGAAAAUGUAAUAAUAGUGAGCAUAGACACCGGCCAUUUUGACGAUGUAAUCCGUGGAUGCCAUCGCAUACUCGACCUACAGCACAAGUUUGAGGAUGUCGAACUGUUAUCGCAGCUUGUCAGAGCCAUUAUUAACGAUGCGAAAGAUGCAGAUGGCAAUAGUGCUGCCAGAUUGCAAAAGCGAGCUCUUGAGUUGUUUGGAAGAAUCACGUCAAUACAUCAAAAUAAGCCGGAAAUAUGGCAGUUGUAUUCUGACCUAAGUCCAAGCUAUUUGUUGAAAGCCCAACGUUUACUUAAAGCUUAUAAAGGAUUUACGCUGAGUGGCAACUGGACGAACAACCCAGAAACAUGCAAGAAAGUAAUCGAGUUAGCUGAAAAUCUCUUAGAGUACAGCUUAAAGGCAAGACAAGAGGCUGAAGAGAAAGACCAUCUCCAAGCAAACCAACAGCUGUCGUCCGCUCGGCUUACGGGCCAGGCGGUCGUACGGGCCGCAGAGAGACAGGAUUGGCCUGAAACACGGGAUAUGUUAGAGCGGUUGAAACAGUUGUAUGAUGAUGUUACGGAAUAUAUGAAAUCGAUUAUGUAAA
Maniola jurtina (meadow brown) is the source of this 2481-nucleotide messenger RNA. RefSeq names its product tetratricopeptide repeat protein 27. Gene Ontology annotation, molecular function: protein binding. Bases 120 to 2480 code for a protein of 786 amino acids. The record is from RefSeq and is a predicted model, not a curated record. The transcript has 12 exons. Lineage: Eukaryota; Metazoa; Arthropoda; Insecta; Lepidoptera; Nymphalidae.